AGUAACGCACACAAGACACAAUAUCUGUAAUAAUAGCUAUCCAGUUGCAACCGACGCGGCAAAUAAGACACUCGUGUUUUCAAUAUCGAAUAAACUUUACCUGUUAUAAAAUAAGUACUAAUAAUAUCAAGAUUUUAUAUACAAGACAAUGUUCUAAGUGCUUUUUUAAAUAUGGCAAAAGUGUGGAUCUCUUUGGUGCUUUUAUGUGUAGCAAUAACCUGUGCUACGGAAUUGGAAUAUGAUGACUACUAUGAAUCCAUGGCUGACGAUAAUUAUGACAAAUAUUAUGAUUACAACAAACCAGAUGAAAAAAAUGAUGACCCAGACAGAGGAGACACAGAAAUUUUGAACAACUCUGAAAAAGAAACUAAAUUAGGAGAUGAUGAGAAAGUAAACAAUGAAGAAUCCAAAGAUGCUGCUGAAUUCACCUCAAAUGAAGAAGAUAAAGAAACUAUUGAUUUAGAAAACUAUGAUGACCUUCCAGGACUUGAACGGUUUUUUCCGCCGAUAAGCAAUGAUGUGAAAGAGGACCAGGACGCUGAUUUACCCAAUGAUGACGUAGAAUCUAAAGAAAUAUCAUUCGAUGUCAAUAAAGACAUUGAACCGAUACCACUCCCUCCUGUUGGUGAAACAGAAAAAAACAUACAAACAUCAACUAAAAACGAAUCUAGCUUAUCCGAGACCGAAGAAAAAGAUAUCAUUGAUACAGACUUAAAUUUAAAUAAUAAUGAAAAUUUAAAAAAUAAUAUUAAGUCUGAAGAAGAUAUAAAAAUUACACUUGGAGAUGAAAAAGGGGAACCAGAUUUCAGGGAUAUUUUAGAUGAAGAUUCUGUUGACAAAGCAUACGAAGACUUAAAUAAAGACUUACACCAAUUGAUGGAAACUUGGAAGAAAUUAACAGUCACCGAAGAAAAAAAUGCAGAUGAUUCAUUGAGUCCAGAUAAUAUUUUAGAUUACGAAGAGAAGUAUGGUCGACCAUAUAACGAAGGUUUAGUUCUAUCACAAAGAGAUAACUUCUAUGAAGAUGAAAAUUCAGAUGCUGAAGUUGAAGAUAAAAGUGAUGCUGUUGAUGAUGAUAGUGGAGAAGAUGCCAAAUUUCGUGCAGAUUUAUACAGAGAUACUGUAAAUGAUGAGAAUGACGAAAAGACUCUUCUAGAAGAUGAACUUGAUUUGGGAAAAGAAGAAAACGCAGACAACAUAGACUUUGUUCACAAUGAUACUAAUAAUGCUGCAGAAGAAGUGGGCAAUGAAACAGAAGAUGAGAUCGACAAUAAUUCGCUAUCUCUUUUGUCAGAAGAAGAAACGUCAGAUGUUGACUUGAAAUCAUUUGAUCCUGAAACAGAUAUUAAAGAUGAAAUUUCUAAAAAUAAUGAUGAGACAGAAAAUUUUAACAUUAAUAUAGAAAGUAAGGAAACUAAAAAACAACAGAAAAUGUAUAUAAAUGACGCUAUUGCACCUGAAGAAACGGAACCUGUUUCGGUGUCUACUAGAAAGGAAUUUAGAACUAUGAAUGUCUCCGAAGUGAGCGCAGAGCAAUAUGAACAAUUGAUGGCACAGUUCCAGGUAGCUCACAGAGAUGAAAUGCAAAUUAGCUCACCAAAUUUUGCAAGCGUUCCAGUGAUCCAUAUACCGAUCACUUUGGAUGAACCCGUGUAUGUGACGUCGCCAAAUUAUCCUAAUAAUUACCCAAGUAAUAACAUUAUCGACUGGAUUUUCGAAGGCGAAGGAGUUGGCAUUGAAUUGAACAUCACCGAUUUUGCUAUCAACGGUGUUAGAGGCGAUUACUUGUUAGUUAAACCAGGUGGUAUCGAUGAGAGUGGAACGGAUGGUCUCGUGUUCUCUUACCAAUUGAAUGAACCUCGCCGUUACCGAUUUUUAGAUGUCGACAGAAUGUUUGUCAGAUUCGUCGCCAUGACUGGUUUUGCAUUUUUUAGAGGGUUCAAAUUCAGCGUAAGGAUGGUCGCUCCGCUUCCUCGUAUGCAAGAGGAGAUUCCAGAGCCAGAGCCUGAACUUCCGGAACCAGUGGAAACACUCACACUUAUACUAGGAGGCAUGCCGGCUUUGCAAUUCACCCGCAUACAAGAAGAAUUCAGAGUUUUAUUAGCAGACAUGGCUUUGAUGUACAUCAAUGAAAACAAAAUAGACCCAGGACUUAAUUCCACAUUGACCGUAACUCAGAUAACUAACGUGGGUAUCUGCAACAUCAACUGGCCCAACUUCGAGAACUGCACUCAAGUGACCUUCGCGGUGCCUCUAGUAUACGAAGAUCAAGAUGAUGAUGAUGAUCAUAGGCUUAAUACUGAAGAUCUGAGUUCCAUGUGGUUUGGGUACUAUAGUCGAGAUCCGUUCGCUGCUAGACUAAGGAGAUUGGGCAUCACGGAGUUUGUCAGACCCAAUGACAAAAGCGUGCUUGCUACCUGGCUGGUGAUAUCACUUGGGAUACUUGCUAUCACGGUGAUCAUGGGCAUUGCUCUCUGGCGAUAUAGCUGCUUAGGCUCCUAUACUAGGAUGCCGGAACCCAGUUUCCGUGACAGUAUUUACAACGAGAAGCAGGGACUGGACUUGUACCCAACGCCACAUCAGACCCUCCCGCCGCUCUACGACAGUGACUACAAGUGGAGUGACGGCAAAUACGACCACUCUACCAGGGUUACAAUGGAUGGUUAUUCGAAUAGAAAUUUCACAAGGGACGAAUUGUCCGACAUCGAAACGGACGAAGAAGUAAUUUCAACAAGGGGCAGAUACACCACCGACGUGUAGCCGAAUACUGCUUCAGUUUGCCUGUUCUUAACUGAAAAAUCGUCAUCAUACCAAAGGUCGUCGUCAUACGAAGCGUGAUACGUGAAGAACAACAUAACUAAUAACCUAGUUUAACAUUAUUUAGAAUGUUUGAGAUUGAAAAAUCUUAUUGUGAUUUAUCUAGUUUAAUAUAUAUUAAGAUUACAAUUAAAUUAAUAUACACUUAAGUACUGCUUAUAAAAAACUUAUUGAAUCUAAAGUAGGCAAUAAAACUAUACAUUAUAAUUUUCAAAAAUACAUAGUGUAAUCAUUUAUUAACGGUAAUGCAGAAUAUUGAUAAAUACAUAAUCAGAUAUUAAUGUCUGAAUUGAUAUUAAAUUAUGGUUCCAUGUUCAAUAGAUAAGCAGUACUUGAAAAAAAUAGAUGUAAGUGCUAGUUUACGUGAUUUUCUGUGAAGCUACACACCUUUGAAACGACACCGAAUUCCCAAUAUCGUUAUUGUUAUGUAGUUUAAUCGAACCGUUAUCAGUUCGCGGUACGAGUAAAAAAUUACGUAAUCGGUGUUCUAUAUAAAUGCCAUACGUAAAUUAUACCAAAAAGUUAUACCAAACAACGUAAACGGUCAUACUUUAUCGAAGAGACUAAGGUUGAGCUCGCGUCUGUGUCUGUAUACUAGACAACACGUCAAGUUACUUCAAAAGCGAAAAUUCUACCAAUCGAUUUCAAUACUUAAUCUUUUGACAGUUAAGUUCAAAUUUGAUUGCAAAUAUUUGGUCCUUUGUAGCAACCUGAUAUGCUGCUGUAUUCAUAUUACCAUGAAGGGUUAACGUUACUGAAUAUUAAUAGGGGUAAUUUUCAUAAAUCGCUGUUUUAUAAACCGUCGAAAAUAUUUAUGGUAUUAUUCUUCCAAUUAAGUAACAGUAUAUAUGUAUACUUUACUUUUUUACUGAUAACGCUAUAUGAAUAUAUAAGAAUAGCUUUUAAACUGGUUUACAACGGUAAAAUUAAAUGUUGAUUCCUUCCCUGAUUAUUUAUUUAUCGAUAUUGUAGAUAUUCAUUCUAAUAAUAUAUGUACAGAAAAAUGUACCUACUAGACCUACAGACAUGAAAUAGGCCCAAAUGAAGUGGUUUUAAAUAUUUUUGUUGUAAUAAUGUUGAUAGUGAGUUUUAAUUUUUUUAUUUAUAUAUUGUUUUAAUAAAUAGUUUUUUAAUUUUUAUAUAGUUUCAUUUUGUUUGUCUAGUUAUAUUUAUUUACCUUUUAUUAUAUUUUUUGAGUGUUUACGGAGUUUAAUAAAGGUUGUGAAUUAAAAAAGAUAUUUAACUUAUUCUAUUUAAUAAAUAUUUUUAUGCGACACAUUAAAAUUUUAACAAAUUUGGAAUAAUGGAAUAUUUUAACAAAAAAAAAAAUACCUAUUUUGUUUAACAUUUUAAACCAACAAGGAAUUUUAAUACUUGCCUGGUAAAAAGUAGCUGAUUAUUCCUACACGAUAUAGCCGAAAGGGGGCAGUGGCCACAACCUUUUUCUUAUGUCUUUUGGGCCACCUGAUCUUUAAGGUUUUGCAAGUUUUCAGUAUAAUAAAUUAUACGCAUAAAAAACAUUUCCUUUAUUUUCAUUCGAUACGAAAAAAAACAUUCGAUUUUAUUAAAACUAUAAUUUUACUUUUGUAUAAUAUUCAACUGAAUUUCCAUCUUAAAGCCCAUAUAUUUAACAAAAUUCCAAUAUAAGUUCUAGUGACAAAUAAAACAUGUAAUAAUUGAUUUAUUAAUAUGCUUUUUUAACAAAAUUCAAUGGUUGAGUAAAGAAUAAUUUUAAUGAUAUGAAUGC
This is a messenger RNA of Diatraea saccharalis (sugarcane borer), 4564 nucleotides long. The record is from the annotation of a GenBank genome assembly. NCBI's taxonomy places the organism in Eukaryota, Metazoa, Arthropoda, Insecta, Lepidoptera, Crambidae.